Chionomys nivalis (European snow vole) is the source of this 1062-nucleotide messenger RNA. RefSeq names its product annexin A10 (gene Anxa10). NCBI's taxonomy places the organism in Eukaryota, Metazoa, Chordata, Mammalia, Rodentia, Cricetidae. The transcript has 12 exons. The record is from RefSeq and is a predicted model, not a curated record. Bases 1 to 1062 code for a protein of 353 amino acids. Gene Ontology annotation, cellular component: cytoplasm. Gene Ontology annotation, molecular function: calcium-dependent phospholipid binding; calcium ion binding.
AUGCCGAUUCUCUUUUCUGCCAUUGCAGGAUUAAUAUCUGUGGGUAUUCCAGAUCUUCAGUGGUUUUCUAAUUUGAGUCUCUUAUGUUUUGACUUUUGCCACCAGGUUCAAGGAACCAUCUUCCCAGCUCCAAAUUUCAAUCCUGUGAUGGAUGCCCAAAUUCUAGGGGGAGCACUCCAGGGAUUUGAAUGUAACAAAGACUUACUGAUUGACAUCUUAACACAACGCAGCAAUGCACAGCGGCAGAUGAUAGCUGGGGCCUACCAGAGCAUGUAUGGCAGGGACCUGAUUGCAGAUCUGAAGGAGCAACUUUCAUCUCACUUCAAAGAAGUGAUGGUGGGCCUGAUGUACCCCCCACCAUCUUACGAUGCUCAUGAACUCUGGCAUGCCAUGAAGGGUGCAGGCACUGAUGAGAACUGCCUCAUUGAAAUAUUAGCUUCAAGAACAAAUGGGGAGAUUUUCCAGAUGCGAGAAGCGUACCUUUUACAAUACAGCAAUAACCUUCAAGAGGACAUUUAUUCAGAGACCUCGGGACACUUCAGAGAUACUCUCAUGAACUUGGUUCAGGGAAACAGAGAGGAAGGAUAUGCAGAUCCUGCCAUGGCUGCUCAGGAUGCAAUGGUCCUGUGGGAAGCUUGCCAGCAGAAGACUGGGGAGCAUAAAACCAUGAUGCAGAUGAUCCUAUGCAACAAGAGCUACCCACAGCUGUGGCUGGUUUUCCAGGAAUUUCAAAAUAUUUCUGGCCAAAGCCUGGUGGAUGCCAUCAAUGACUGUUACGAUGGCUACUUCCAGGAGCUGCUGGUUGCAAUUGUUCGCUGUGUCCAGGACAAAGCAAGCUAUUUUGCAUAUAAAUUAUACAGAGCAAUCCAUGACUUUGGCUUCCAUAAUAAAACUGUCAUCAGGAUUCUAAUCGCCAGAAGUGAAAUAGACCUAAUGACCAUACGGAAACGUUACAAAGAGAGAUUUGGGAAAUCCUUGUUUCAUGAUAUCAAAAAUUUUGCUUCAGGGCACUAUGAGAAAGCACUGCUUGCCAUAUGUGCUGGUGAUGUGGAAGACUACUAA